Dermatophagoides pteronyssinus (European house dust mite) is the source of this 800-nucleotide messenger RNA. RefSeq lists its product as uncharacterized. Gene Ontology annotation, molecular function: protein binding. The record is from RefSeq and is a predicted model, not a curated record. Lineage: Eukaryota; Metazoa; Arthropoda; Arachnida; Sarcoptiformes; Pyroglyphidae.
AUGGACGCAAUAUUAUGGGUGUAAUUUUUAUUUAUAAUUUUAUCAUUGAAUAAUUGAGUUCGGAAAAAACGAAAUCAAAACAAUCAAAAAUGCUUUCGAAAGAUAAAAUUUUAUUACAAAAUACAAUAUCCGAAUCGCAAGUGCAAGAAAUUGCUGAAAAAUAUUGUAUUGCAUUUAAAGAACAUCAAUUAAAUGCUGAUCAAGAAUUAGAAUAUGGACAAAUGUUGUUACAAUCACCAUUCGAACAAGAUCAUCUAACAGCAAUUCAAGUUUUUAAUGAAGUUAUUCGUUUUAGAAGAAUGGAUCCAGCCAUGACCUUAGAAUUCUAUGUUGGCUUAAUCAUUGGUUACAUAAAAAUAAAAGAUUUGGAUCAAGCUAAAAAUAUUUUGGAAACAUGUCGACAACGAAAUUCUUUCAAUGUUGAACAACUUGAACGUUUGGAAAUGAUUGAAAAAUGGAUUAAAAAUCGAAAUCAAUCAUUUUUUUGGGGAGCAGUUACAUUUGCUGCCGGUAUUGCGGCAAUUGCAUUGAUGAGCGCAAUGGGAAAGAAACAGUAGUGAAUUUUUAAGUUUGAAUUGCGUUCGAAAAGAAGUAAAAAAAAAUCUAAUUCUUGUUAAUUCAUUUUAUAAUUUUAAAUUUUAUUCACGAAAAAUUUUAAUUACGUUGUUUGUGAAUUGACGUUUUUUUUACUGUUGACAAUCAACACAGCUGAGCGAUGAUAUUUUUUUUGUUCUUGAUGCAAUAGCUUUUCAAUCAGCCAGUCAACGAUUUGUAAUUAACAAUUUUUUUUUAAUCUCUGA